This is a messenger RNA of Pocillopora verrucosa, 1159 nucleotides long. The record is from RefSeq and is a predicted model, not a curated record. NCBI's taxonomy places the organism in Eukaryota, Metazoa, Cnidaria, Anthozoa, Scleractinia, Pocilloporidae.
UAUUUUCUUGGGAGCUCAUCCUUCAACUACACUGCUUCUUGUUUGACAGAAAACAAAGGCCAGGAUAGAGACUAUUUUCUGUUUUCUUUCGACGACAAUACUUAUUCAUUAGUUGAAAGAAAAUUAAUCUCCUGCCAAGAUGAGGAAUUAAAACUAGGCGCCAAGCUUAAAAUAAAAAAUGGCGCCAAGGUUUUCAUGGGCCAUUUGGUGAAUAUGGGGUCCCAAGAGGAGAUGGAAAAAAUCAUCCAAUUACAAUACACACAAGCGGGUCAAAGCGGAAGAGGGCACCUGACUGCAGGGGAGCAAAAACAGUUUAAAGGCAGAGGGCUAACAAAAAAUAGAGCAGUGGAUUGUGCAGCUACAAUGGAUCAAGCUGAUCAUCAACCCAAGAACCGAUUCAAGAGACCAAUUGAAGAGGACUUUGUUGACAACAGCAGUGAAAGUGAUGACGAAUCAAUAAGAGCUGAACAGGAAAAAGUUGAAAAAAUAAUCUUAAACCUUGGGAAGAAGCCACUCUCCAACAUACCUGCUCCUACAGCCACCAUAACUACUGGUCAAAUGGAGAAAAGACUACUUAAUCUGGAGCGGGAAGUACAACAAAUCAAAGCAUCACUGGAGCAUGUAAAAAAAGAACUCAGGACCAGCAACGCCGUGCCAGCUGGGACAUGUUCCCCAAACAGUACUCCAUCUGGUUCAAAACCUCAUGAGAACAAGACUUUGACUCCUACAGCUGUCAGUAAGCCAGAAAUUUGGCAUAAUGGAAUUAACCUCCUAAAUGUUAAGGCACCACCUAAAGAGCCCCAGAAGUGUGCUCUGCACCUUCUUGACAAGUUGUUCACCAAAAAAGAACUUUCUGAGGGGAUCUUGUUCCAAUCAAAAAGAUCUCUCAAGCCACCUCUAGAUGAGGCUAGAGUGUCAAAAAUGUUUGAUGUUCUCAAUGCACAAUACACAGCUGAGAAAAUACAAAAGUACAGGCAGGCCAUAAUCGAUGCAUGCAAUCAAAAGUGCAGGGACGUGGCAAGGAAGGAAGCUGGAUCAGCAUUGAAAUGCACCAAUGACACUGACAACAGUCGACAAUAAAGGGCCUUUAAAAUUUGAAGCCCAAAUGUUAUUUUAAACAAAACAUUUCACAUUUCUUGUCUUAAAUUCUCAGUGAAUU